Molecule: messenger RNA, 1651 nt
Organism: Jaculus jaculus (lesser Egyptian jerboa)
Lineage: Eukaryota; Metazoa; Chordata; Mammalia; Rodentia; Dipodidae
Gene: Cebpb
Product: CCAAT enhancer binding protein beta
Exons: 1
Coding region: 244-1311 (355 amino acids)
Biological process (GO): regulation of transcription by RNA polymerase II; DNA-templated transcription; regulation of cell differentiation
Molecular function (GO): RNA polymerase II cis-regulatory region sequence-specific DNA binding; DNA-binding transcription factor activity, RNA polymerase II-specific
Source: RefSeq, a predicted model, not a curated record
ACCGGGCAGGGGGGUCUCCCGGCCGAGCAGCAGCGGAGCCCACCACCCUUCCCAAACGCGCGCGCGCGCACGCACACCCACCACCACCGACACCGCCACCACCACCCGGCCGAGGCCACCCGGGACGGCGACGGGCCACCAUCACCAUCAUCAUCAUCAUCACCACCACCACCACCACCACCAUCCCCCCGGAGGUCGCGCCACCCCAGCGGGCCCGGUCCUUCCCCCGGGCUUCCCGCGUUCAUGCAACGCCUGGUGGCCUGGGACCCAGCAUGUCUCCCUCUGCCGCCGCCGCCACCGCCCGCUUUUAAAUCCAUGGAAGUGGCCAACUUCUACUACGAGGCGGACUGCUUGGCUGCUGCGUACGGCGGCAAGGCGGCCCCCGCGGUCCGCGCCGCGCCGCGCGCCCCGGCCGCCGAGCUGGGCAGCAUCGGUGAGCACGAGCGCGCCAUCGACUUCAGUCCUUACCUGGAGCCGCUGGGCGCCCCGGCCCCGGCCCCGGCCACCGCCGCCGCCGCCGCCGCCGCCGCCACGGACGCCUUCGACGCGGCUCCGCCCGCGCCCGCCCCCGCGCCCGCCUCCUCCGGCCACCACGACUUCCUCUCCGACCUCUUCUCCGACGACUACGGCGCCAAGAACUGCAAGAAAGCGGCCGACUACGGCUACGUGAGCCUGGGCCGCCUGGGCGCCGCCAAGGGCGCGGCCAUCCCGCCCGGGUGCUUUGCGCCUCUGCCGCCGCCGCCGCCGCCUCCUCCUCCUCCGCCGCCGCCGCCGUCGUCGUCGUCGUCUUCUUCUUCCGAGCUGAAAGCCGAGCCGGGAUUCGAACCCGCGGACUGCAAGCGUAAAGACGAGGCCGCGCCGGGCAUGGCUGCCGGCUUCCCGUUUGCACUGCGCGCUUACCUGGGUUACCAGGCCGUGCCGAGCGGCUCGAGCGGCAGUCUGUCCACGUCGUCGUCGUCCAGCCCGCCGGGGACGCCGAGUCCCGCGGACGUCAAGGCCCCCGCGAACGCCUGUUACCCCGGGGCGGCGCCGGCGCCCGCGCCCGCGCCCAAGAGCAAGGCCAAGAAGGCCGUGGACAAGCACAGCGACGAGUACAAGAUCCGGCGCGAGCGCAACAACAUCGCCGUGCGCAAGAGCCGCGACAAGGCCAAGAUGCGCAACCUGGAGACGCAGCACAAGGUGCUGGAGCUCACGGCCGAGAACGAGCGGCUGCAGAAGAAGGUGGAGCAGCUGUCCCGGGAGCUCAGCACCCUGCGGAACUUGUUCAAGCAGCUGCCCGAGCCGCUGCUCGCCUCGUCGGGACACUGCUAGCGCGCGGGGACCCGGGCGCCCGCCCGCUCGCCUCCCCUCCGGCCCCUCCGAGCAGAGCGCCUGGGAGGGUGGACUCGAACUCGGCUCCCCGGCCUCCCUCCCGUGCCUCCCUCCCUCCCUCCCUCCUUCCCUCCUGUCCUUCCCUCCUUCCCGCGCCGGGCCGGGCCGGGCCGGCGGGGCGGGCCGCUUUCAAAGUUGAUGCAAUCGGUUAAACGUGGCUGAGCGCGUGUGGACACGGGACUGACGCAACCCACGUGUAACUGUCAGCCGGGGCCCUGAGUAAUCGCUUAAAGAUGUUCCUACGGGGUUCUCGCUGUUGAUGUUGUUUUUGUUGUUGUUG